Egretta garzetta (little egret) is the source of this 2621-nucleotide messenger RNA. RefSeq names its product acylamino-acid-releasing enzyme. Gene Ontology annotation, biological process: proteolysis. NCBI's taxonomy places the organism in Eukaryota, Metazoa, Chordata, Aves, Pelecaniformes, Ardeidae. The coding region runs from base 459 to 2447 and encodes 662 amino acids. The record is from RefSeq and is a predicted model, not a curated record. Gene Ontology annotation, molecular function: serine-type endopeptidase activity. The transcript is spliced from 19 exons.
UACCCCAAUGGCCCUGCACCCCAGGACUGCCCCAGUACCCUCCCAAUCCCUCCUACCUACCCCAGGAACUGCCCCCCGGUACCCUCAUACCAACCAGUACCCCAGGAACUGCCCACUGGUACCCUCAUACCAACCAGUACCCCACUGGUACCCUCGUAUCCCCCGGUACCCCAGGAUGUGCCCCGGCUCUGCACCCCUGCACCGCCCCAGCACUCCAGCUGCUGCGCCGGUACCCCGGUACCCCACUGAUACCCUGAUAACUGCCAUGGCCCUGCAUCCCUGGUGCUCCAGAAGCUGCCCCCAGUACCCUCCUAAUCCCCCCCUCCCCGUACCCUGGUGCCCCAUAACUGCCUCCUGCACCCCGGUACUCCCUGGUUAUCACACCCCCCCACGCCGGCACAGCCUUGUGCCCCCAGCCAGCCCAGCGGGUCCCACAGGUGCUGUCAAGCACGGAGGAGAUGGUAGAGCUGUACCGGGAGCUGAGCUGGCACCCAGGGCUCAGCGCUGCCUGCCUCAGCCCCGAUGUCAUCACCCAGGACGGGGGCAAGUACUGCAGCCUCUACACUGAGUGGUCACAGCGGGACCUGGCACGGGCCGAAAAUGUCAAGUUCUGCCGCCAGUACCUGAUCUUCCACGAUGGAGCCUCCAUUGCCUCUUCGGGGCACAUCGGCACCUGCUCUGAGAUCAAGGACGAGCUGCUGAGUCGGGAGUCCCCCAGCGGGGACCUGAAGGCCAUCCUGCGCAAGGUCCCCGGCAAGGAGAAGGAGAAGCAGUUCCUGGAGAUCUGGGAUCAGAAUCGCAAGGUCAAGAGCAUCAACCUGACAGUGCUGGACAAGCAUGGCAGUGUCUAUGAUGAUGACCAGUUUGGCUGCCUGGCCUGGUCGCACUCGGAGACCCACCUGCUCUAUGUGGCGGAGAAGAAGCGUCCCAAGGCCGAGUCCUUCUUCCAGAGCAAAGCCCCCGAGCUGGGCACCUCCGAUGAGGACGCGGGGCUACCCAAAAAGAAUGACAGGCCCCUCAAGGGCGAGCAGUUUGUAUACUACGAUGACUGGGGGGAGGCACUGAGCACCCGCAGCAUGCCUGUCCUCUGCACCCUGGACAUCGAGGGCAGCAGUGUCUCGGUGCUGGAGGGCGUCCCGGAGCACCUCUCUCCUGGCCAGGCUUUCUGGUCCCCCGGCGACACUGGUGUGGUGUUCGUGGGCUGGUGGCAUGAGCCCUUCCGCCUGGGGCUGCGGCACUGCACCAACCGCCGGUCAGCACUCUUCUACGUGGACCUGACAAGUGGGAGAUGCAAACUGCUCUCUGAGGACACCAGGGCCGUGUGGUCCCCGCGGCUCAGCCCCGACUGCUGCCGCAUCGUCUACCUGGAGAAUGAUGCCCUGGGCCCCCACCAGCAGUGCAGCCGCCUCCGCAUGUACGACUGGUACACCAAGCACACCAGCACGGUGCUGGAGGCUGUGCCGCGGCAGGCGCAGGGUGAGUGCAACCCUGGGGGCAGUGGGAGGGGCGCCGGGGGGUCCUCCCCCCCUAGCUCCCCCCCCACCCUGAAAGUGGCCAUCCUGCCCAGCGCUGGCCAGGAAGCGCAGGCGCGGUGGGUCUGCCUGCAGGACGAACACCCCGUGCCAGGCAUCAGCUGGAACAUCCGCACCCUGCAGCCCCCGCCGGAGCAGGAGCACCCCCAGUACAGGGGCCUGGACUUCGAUGCCAUCCUGCUGCGCCCAAGCAAGGGCCCUGCUGCCCAGAAGCCCCCCCUGGUUGUGAUGCCCCACGGGGGUCCCCACUCCGUCUUUACGGCUGGGUGGAUGCUGUACCCGGCAGCACUCUGCCGUAUGGGCUUCGCCGUGCUGCUGGUCAAUUACCGUGGCUCGCUGGGCUUCGGCCAGGACAGCGUGGCCUCCCUGCCGGGCAACGUGGGCACUCAGGACGUACGCGAUGUGCAGCUCUGUGUGGAGCGGGUGCUGCAGGAGGAGUCGCUGGAUGCUGGCCGAGUGGCGCUGGUGGGUGGCUCACACGGGGGCUUCCUGGCGUGCCACCUCCUCGGCCAGUUCCCCGACACCUACCACGCCUGCGUGGUCCGCAACCCCGUGGUGAACAUCGCCUCCAUGGUGGCUGCCACCGACAUCCCUGACUGGUGCCUGACGGAGACGGGGCUCUCCUACACGCCCGACACCCUGCCGGACCCAGCCCAGUGGACAGAGAUGCUGUGCAAGUCGCCGAUGCGCUACAUUGACCGGGUCCGUGCACCCGUGCUGCUGAUGCUGGGGGAGGAUGACCGGCGUGUGCCCCCCAAGCAGGGGCUGGAGUAUUACCGUGCCCUCAAGGCCCGGGGGGUGCCCACACGACUGCUCUGGUACCCGGGGAACAACCACGCGCUGGCUGGCAUUGAGGCCGAAGCUGAUGGCUUCAUGAACAUGGCACUGUGGCUGCUCAAGCACCUGCGGUGCUAACAGCCCCCCAAUAAAAGGUGUAGCUCUACCCCCCUGUUGUCUCCCAUGGCGGUGCCCAUGCCAGUGUUGCCACUGCUCCCAGUGCCCCAGGGGCUGGUGGCCACCGGACUCCUCUCCUGCGCAGGUUGGCGUGCGGGCUGCUGAGGACGCGGUGUGCCGCAGUGGAGGUGAGCG